AAGGGGGAGUCCGCCCCAUCUCCAGGGCUCCCAGACAGCAGCCGGAUUGGAUCGGGGCUGGCUCCCGGGCGCCAGGCUAAGCCCCCGCAGCAGGCAGCCCGGCCCCGGGAGCUGGACCCCUCCUCCCGGCCCGGGACCCCUCUUCGGGCUGCAGCCACCAGGGCUCCUCGCGGGACGCGGGCCCGGGUGGCGAGAGCGCGGCGGGCUCCGCGGGGCCCCGGCGAUCUUGGCCCAGACGGCGCCGCGAGGACCUCCGAGCGCCGUCCCGGGCCGAUGUCCCAGGUGAGUGGCCAGCACUCCCCUCAUUGCGACGCUCCCCAUGAAGCCCCCAGCGCAGCCCCCGGCCCAGCCCAGUCCCCAUUGCCCCUGCCUGGGCUGGAGGCAGGAACAGGACCCACUCACCCUGUGGAGGCAGUGCUAGAAGAGGGCUCCCUGGAGGAGGAGGCACCCCCCAUGCCUCAAGGCAAUGGCCCUGGGGCCCCCCAGGCCCUGGACAGCACUGACCUCGACAUCCCCACAGAAGCUGUGACACGCCAGCCUCAGGGGAACCCCUUGGGCUGCACCCCACUACUGGCGAAUGGCUCUGGCCACCCCUUGGAGCUGGGCGGCGCCAGGCGGGCGGGGAAUGGUGCCCUGGGUGGCCCCAAGGCCCACCGGAAGCUGCAGGCUCACCCAUCUCUCGCCAGCCAGGGCAGCAAGAAGAGCAAGGGCAGCACCAAAUCCGCUGCCUCCCAGAUCCCUCUCCAGGCACAGGAAGACUGCUGCGUGCACUGCAUCCUGUCCUGCCUGUUCUGCGAGUUCCUGACGCUGUGCAACAUCGUCCUGGACUGCGCCACGUGCGGCUCCUGCAGCUCCGAGGACUCGUGCCUCUGCUGCUGCUGCUGCGGCUCCGGCGAGUGCGCCGACUGCGACCUGCCCUGCGACCUGGACUGCGGCAUCCUGGACGCCUGCUGCGAGUCGGCCGACUGCCUGGAGAUCUGCAUGGAGUGCUGCGGGCUCUGCUUCUCCUCCUGACCGCCCCCCGCAGGCUCCGGGCGGCCCGGGCCGUCGCUCCCAGCAGAUCGGCCCCCUCCCGUCCUCCCGCCCCCGCCCGUGACCGCCCAGAACCCCAGCCCAGUGGGGGGGGGGGGCGCUCCGGGGACCACCUCAUUCCCGGGAGCUGGGCCCGGGGCGCAGAGCCCGUCCUCCCGGCCCGGGACCUGGCGGCGGGGGGUUAGGGUGGGGUCCGCUCGGGGACGGCGGCGCGGAACACUGUGAACGCCGGGGGAGGGCAGGGGCGUGGGAGGCGGGCUGUGCGCUCCUCUACCUCUCCCUGCCCCCGGCGCCCGCCUCCCGCUGCGCCCAGGCUGAGAGCGCAGCAAAAUGUGAAAAGAGGCGCCCACCCCGCCCUCAGCCAGCCCCUCCCUGCUCCUCUUUCCUGGGCUUUGGGGGUGGGGGUGGGGUGACCCAUACAGUGACCUCAGCGCGCAGAGCUGGGCUCGGACCUGGGCGGGGUGGGAGCGGGAAGGGUAUAGAAACGACUGGAAGGGGAGAGAGGGGAUGGAGGGAGGGUCUGUUCUAUUUGUCGCUGUAAAUAAAGGUAUUUGUCAUCUCCGA
Myotis myotis is the source of this 1596-nucleotide messenger RNA. It is a transcript of the gene MDFI, whose product is annotated as MyoD family inhibitor. Bases 274 to 1014 code for a protein of 246 amino acids. The transcript is spliced from 5 exons. The record is from RefSeq and is a predicted model, not a curated record. NCBI's taxonomy places the organism in Eukaryota, Metazoa, Chordata, Mammalia, Chiroptera, Vespertilionidae.